Molecule: messenger RNA, 2298 nt
Organism: Iphiclides podalirius (scarce swallowtail)
Lineage: Eukaryota; Metazoa; Arthropoda; Insecta; Lepidoptera; Papilionidae
Source: the annotation of a GenBank genome assembly
AUGAUUACGUUAACAGAAGAUAUAGGAAAGCUAUUUAAUGAAGUACAACAUGAGAUCGCACAAAAUGUUCGUCAAAUGAUGGAAGAACUGUGGCUUAAUUGGUCUCAUUUGGGUGUAGAUGAUUCCAAGAAAAUUAACAAUAUUACCAAACUUGUACAGAUAGAGAAAGAAUUGCACCGUGAGGUUAUCUCAGAGACUCGGCAAAAGCUCAAAAUUAUGCAAAGUCAAGUUGACAAAUUGAAAGAAGAAACUGAAGAACUUAGCAGAUGCUUAUCAAUUGAUAUAUCUAUCCUUGAUUACAAGACAGACAUGAUGUUAGUAGAGUAUAAAAGAGAAUUGGAAAAUCAAAUUGCUGGGUAUAGGGAACAAGUAGAGCAACGCCGCAUGAAAAUGGAAAGGCUGCUUGAAUGGCAGCGUGAUUUAGCAGAGAAACUUGGUGUUACUAUACAAGAGUUGCAAGAAAUUCCACUGCCAUCUGAAGAGGAAUUGGAUAAGUUGAAGGAUCACCUUGAAGUACUGCAGGCAGAAAGAGAUAAGAGAGCUGAAAUAUUCCUAAACACACAGGUUGAAAUUAAAGACAUAAUGGAAAAACUGCAAAUCAAGCCUCAAAAUAAAUUUGAACAUUUAGUGGUGACAUCUCUGUCUGUUGACUUCAAGGUUACUGAUCUAAACAUGGACCGUCUUGCUAAACUACAGCAAGACUUGCAGGAGAAAUAUCAACAAACUAAUAAUAGGGUACUCGAGUUACGUGAGCGCCUCAUGAAACUCUGGGAUUGUCUUGAAGAAGAUCACAUCUACAGAGAAAACUUUUUACAAGCUCAUCCUGGCUGCAAUCCCCAUACAGAGAAUGCUAUUAAAGAAGAGAUAAGGAGGUGUGAUCAGAUUAAACGGCAAAAGAUACAGGUCUUUGUAGCAAAUGUCCGCACCAAAAUCAAAUUAAUGUGGGACAACAUAAUGUACUCAACUCAGGAGCGUGAGGAAUUUGUCCACUAUUUCCAAGACAUAUUCACUGAAGAUACACUCACAUUGCAUGAACUAUAUUUGGAGAAGAUUACCAAAUUCUACAAUGAGCACAAGAACAUCUUUGAGAUGGUGGUGACCCGUAAAAACCUCUGGUUGAAGAUGACAGAAUUGGAGGCGCGAGCGACGGAGCCGGGCCGCUACCAGAAUAGAGGCGGCCAGUUACUUCGCGAGGAGAGGGAAAGAAAAGCCAUAGCCAGCAAUCUUCCGAAAAUCGAGGCUCAAAUACGAGAUUUGGUGACUGAAUAUGAAGCAAGAACUGGUAACACAUUUACUGUUGAUGGUAAGCCAUUAUUGGAGCUCAUGCAGGAAGAUUGGGAAAUUAGAAAGACGGAACGACACAAUAAGCUGUCUGCACGGAAACAAGCUCUGACCCCGACAACCCCGUUGUUUCGUUCCUUAGCCACUUCCCCAGGCAAACGAAAUCGCACUGCAGCCGGCCUAACAGCAACAGUCGACAGGAAUAGGCCACCAGCAAAGCGGCCACUGAUCACAGGCAGUGCCACCAAAGCGGUCACCUCGCUGGCCACUAACCUGUCAGCGCUAAAGAGAUCAGCUAUUUCUACCGUCAAAAGACGUAUCAGUGGUCGCCUAGCUGCGAGGGCUGUUGUAGAGGGUAAAGGUGAUCACGCAAAGAGAAAGCUGGACUAUGGGGGCGAAUUGAAAAAGACACCAAAAGCUACUGUUAACGGCAGCAUACUUAAGCAUAAACGAACGUCUCAGGGUCGGAGGCGUAGCGCUGGUCGGCGCUCAAUGAAUGCCACUCGAUCAACUGCUGGCUCUCAUGAAGAUGCACCACCUAAGGACCCACUCAUGGAGACCACACUCCUCACCACAUAUACCGACUUCAAGGACGGCAUCAACGAAAAGCAGAUCAGCCGCAGUUCAAUGGCCACCAAGGGCCACGAGGUGAACAUACCCACUAUAGUCUGCCCGACCAUCCAGGAGAGGGCCACGCCCACGGACACCCCAAAAAAAACUCCGAGGACGAAAGCGCCCCUCACCCCUAAGAUCGGCAAGGAGAACAUUCAGCACGCCAACAACGCAAUGACGCCGAAGGGCAACUUGCUUCAGACCCCCAAAAGGCUAACCCGGUCUGCGCUCAAGUUGAACAACGACGGCUUCCUCACCCCCCGCACGCCCCUCAGCGCGAACAAAGUGAACCUGCAGAGGCAGAACACCGCCGCUACCUUUGCCCUAAAAACUACACCGAACAACGUCAGCAGAUCGAAGUCCCAUUCGCAUUUGGUGCGCGCCAAAAACCUACCGCCGCUGAUA